GUCCACUACGCUAUACGCUUCAGACUGGGCCUUAAAUUUGAGGAUUGAUUUGAGAAGUUUUUCGCAACUGUGUUGUUUGUGUAGCAUAAUGAUAAUAGUCUUCCACUGGAACAAACAUGGCGCAAGAAAUGUUUGUGACAGGGUUUCUAACGCCGUUAAAGAGGCCAAAGAGCUCUUCCAUUCUACGUUUACCGUCUGCAACUACCACGUAAGAAUCAUUCAAGGUAAACUGGAUCGUUUGAGCAGACGUUCGUCCGCUGGUUGCGUGGCAGCUGCGUUCAUAAAGAUCUGGGUCAUGUUUGUGGUGGCGGCCAUUGUUUUAAAUUGCGUCUGGGUGACGAUUGGAAAUUUAUUCAUUAUAUGCACCUGCCUCUUCUGUUCAGUUGUGAUGGUCAUCUUUGGAGACAUAAGGAAAAUCCUGAUGAAUCUAGAUGCUUUGCUCCAGAAUAAACCGAUUUCCUUCGGCAAGAUUUUUAUGGGAUUGAGCGACGGUAGGAUAUGCAACCGACUGCCAAUUGAUUAUUUAGGAGUGACAGACCACCUGACCGCACUAACAUCUUGACUGGCUCCCUGACGGUCUAAGCGACCAAUCGACUUACUAACUGCAUGACUGACCCACUGACUGGUGGAUUUUGUGGGUAAGUGACUGGCCAGACAAGCCACCAGUCGACUGAAUGACUUAAUGACUGGUUGGCUGAUCCACUCAUUGAGAGACUGAACGACUGGUUGUCUGACUGUGCUGGUAAACUGACUAACACAAUGAGAGACUGACUGAAUACUUUUCCAUUUGAUGAGUGACUAACUAACUGAAACCUCGAUGAGGAUUCUUUAAAGAGCUUAUCACCUUCAUUUCUUUCAAUCUUUGUUCACUUUUUUUAUUUCCUUCAUUUUCCACAUUCCCGUAGUUAUUGUACGGUGUGAUAGAGAUUAGUUGCGGAAGGCAUUGUAACUAGCUCAGGGGUUAUCACACGGAUCCCCAAAUCAAGGGAUUCUAGGAUGAGUAUCAACAAAGUUCUAGUUGCUAAAUGUUAUUUGAUCUCUCUUUGAAAUUAUUACCCACUCAGAAGUUGUGACCUCUUUUCAAACCCUUUUCUUUGCAGCUGGUGGUGAGUCCUUUCCUUACUUUUGGCAGUUCAAAGAAGAAGAUUCCUAUUUGUGGAAGAACUUCGGCCCUUCUGACGAUGUGGCUUUGGAAAAGCUCUACUGUGACGUGAAUUAUCUGCAAGUUACAUUGAACCUUACCGAUACUGUGUUGAGGUAAGUCACUGAGGUUAGACAGGAAGAGCAAGAGUGAGAAUCUCACUGUUUAUAAUGAGAUAACAGUUUUGAGUUGAGCUAUGGGGAAUGCAAGAAUUGCGAUAACAGGAUUCCGCAUGUAUCAUUUAUCAGCAUGCAACAAUGAUAAUUGGUGAACGUUGAUAUUGAACGGCUUUGAAAUGUUAUUAUUUAACCAUGAAAAAGUCAAAAUUUUGAACAAAAAUUCUUUCAGUCGGGUUCUAAACUUAAGAAGGUUUGAUCUUGUACUCUGAUAUUCCAGGUAAGAGUAGUUCCUGAGAUGGUCUGUCCUUAGCAGCGACAAAUGUUUCAACAACCUGAGCGCUUAAAGCGGUUCUUUGACUCUGAUAAUGUUCUUCCUAGAGUUAGGUGAAGACUUCCACCAAUUUGUCUAAAUUUUAUUAGCUACAAAUGACAACAGUCCUCUUUAGGAUUACUCUGCAGCGGAUAAUCAGAAGAUACAUACGAAUUUUUUCUUAGGGGUCAAACCAUCUAUUUAUAAGAGGUUCAUCAAAGUAAUGGAAAGAUUAUGCAAGAGCUCAUUUCUAGAAACGUAUUUCAACACCAUAAUGUUUGAUAGAAUAUGACUUGUAUUUAUUUAUUUGAGUGGAAAUAUUUCGGCUAAAUCGCUCGGCCCUCACCAGUUUUUUGAACUGUUAGUGGUUGUACAACAUUGAACUACGUAACCAAUUGCUCAAAGCGACGCCAUACUGCUCAAUGUUGUGAAAUCACAAACUCUCCAACAGAUUAAAGAGCGAUUCAGCCGAAAUAUUCCAACGGGGUUUAAUAAGUUCCGGUUAGCUUUUUUUUGUAUCUCAUGUCUUCGCUGCGUGAAAGUAACAUGUUUGUUUCUUUUUCAACACUGUCUCACCUCGAGGCCCAGGCAAAUUAUUUUUCAUUAUCUUUAUCAUAAUUUGAAACGAUCGCUCCGUUGUCGUUGGGGUAAUACCGUUUUUUCUUCUUCUUCCUAGUGCGUCAUCAUCACAGGUGACAGUUCAUUUCGAGGAGAUGUCCAUGCGCUCGCCCCCCUCUGCCCAGUUCUUGCUCCGUCGAUGCUCAACACCAUCUUACAUACAGGAGCCAAACAACAAGUCAUCCACACAGUGGGUCUGGUAUUGGGCAGACAACGAUGGUUGGAAGAAAUACACUGAAACGAUGGUAAGUAACAGUCGGGCGAAAUAUCCUGUUAUAGUAUUAUUCGAGUGGCUUUACCGUCAUUUUGUUUCUCAGUUGGGCCAGGAGGGUUUUUCAUAACAAAAUGCUUGUACUUGAAAAUUGGCGAAAGUCUUUGUUUGAUAGGGUCUGAUCGUGUGGUCUGAUCUUCAAGUGGUCCCUCAAAAGGACUGUACAUAAAACAACCAUAACACUAUGGCCACUGGCUUCUUGCUAAUGGGAUAAAAAUUGGGAUACUGGCUGGGCAACUGACCUCUUGUUAAAGUGUGCUAAUGCAAUUAAUAAGUCAAUAAAUAACAGGGUUAAAUGAUAUUUAUGCAUGUGGCAUUAAGUUGUUUGCAAACUGAACCAGAGUCAAGACAGACCUAGAGUUCUUUAUCUACUCUUUUAGCAGUCGUCUGGGACAAAGCAAGAACAGAUAGAGGCUGCCUAUUUAAAUGGAGAAGGCUUCUAUCCCUUUCGAAGCGGUUCUCACAAUUACAUUCUCACAUUCUACGAAACGCCUAUGCACCAGAUAAAUAUCGACCCAAACCUCCAGACCAGGCGGUUCGUAAGAAGAAGACCUGUGUUUGUUUCAAAACCAGCUUAUCGCGCCACAAAGAGGUAAGUGAACGUGGAUUGUGCUGUUGCUAUUAUCACUUACUAAUAUAUAUGCAAUCAGAGAUAGAGGGACUCGCUUGGCUCAAUUAACUUGAAGCGUUGCAGUCAUGAUUGUAAUCUGAUGUAAGGGGUUUUGGGACUCGUUGAGUGGUAAGGUCAUCACCAUCAGGUAAUGAGCCUGCAUACCUGUUAAACAUUACGAUUUAAGGUUUCCUAAAGGAAUACAUCUGCGUCCUCUCAUCUCAAUCUUAAGCGUAUGGCCUUUCGUGUUCCUCUAAUAUGUUCCGUUUUUAUUACAAUUCUAGUUAUCUGAGAGGCAAGGCUAUAGAUUUUGAACGGACUCGUUUGAAAGAGAACUGCGGAGAAUACCAAGUUGCGAGUCAAUUUUUUCACGAAACAAUACCAGAAGACCAGGCUUCCAUAGUGAUGGUGGAAGAAAUUUGGAACAAAGAGUUACAUGAGAGAUACGAAAGGUGAACUUAUAAAACGGUUAAUAUUGUAUAUAGAGAGGGAUAAUGUGCGCGGAACUUGCAAAGGACGACUACACAUCAUAUAUCUGAAGCUGACUUCACAUUGAUUUAGUUUUUUGUUAUGUUUUAAUUACAUCUAAGUGAAGUUUGGUCCCUUAAAAUCGGAGCUUUACAAAAACUGUAAAAAAAAGUAAGAAAAUGAAAAAAAAACCCCAAGGAUGGAAAAAAAUAAUUUUUUUUUAAAAUCAGUGACGUCAAAAAGCCGUGUGAUCUUUUUCACACUGCCCUGCGAAGCAUUCUGCAUACUGUAUGCUUUGGACCAAGGAAGUGCUUUUUGAACAUAUCACUCUUUUAAUGAUUACAAGUAAAAUUGCCGCAAAACGAAAGCGCAUUGAUUGCAUGGACAAAUUUCUUGCUUUAGAUUUCGGAGCCAAGGUUCAGUUUUCCAAUUUUUCCUAAUUAUUUUAUACGGGGCUCAAAAAUUAAACAGACCACUUUUAUCUGUUGCCGAUGAUGAUCUGGUAUAAAACAGCGAACAAUGAAGAUGGCCUUAAGUAAUUAUAGUUUUCUCAACUGAGUAUAUGAUCUGUGCUGUUUGAGCACGCGCCUUGGAAUUAAAUAGCCCCUCAACCUUUUGCAUUGUAAACGUUCAUUUAUUAACCCUUCUUUAAUCGUUUCUUCAUCUAGUAAGCGGAAAAGAAUCAAAAGGAAACUGAAAGCAAAAGGGUACGGUCAGAUAGAAAAGUUGCUAUUCCAUGGUACUUCAUCAGAUGUCGUUGAUGCCAUCUGCAAGCAGAACUUUGAUCACAGAUUGCGAGGAAAGCAUGGGACAAAGUAUGGAAAGGGGAGCUAUUUUGCUGUAGACGCUUCCUACAGUAAUAACUACAGCGGUCUAGGUGGGGAUAAGACGAGAUUCAUGUUUCUAGCAAAAGUUUUGACGGGGGAAUCCAAGCUUGGAAUGCCAGAUUUUCGUCGACCACCUCUGAAAGAUCUAAGCGAUCCUGCCAGCGAUUUGUACGAUUCUUGCGUCGACGACGAAAAUCAACCAAAGAUCUUUGUCAUAUUUAAUGACGAACAAUGCUAUCCUUCCUAUCUAAUUCAAUAUCAGCUGUUAUAGUUUUUAGUAUCAAAGUCAGAUGAAUCAAACUACAGAAGAAAGUCAGUCACAAGUACAUUAACCCGAUCAUCUCCAAGGCGAUCGUCAUAUAAAAUUCCAUCGAGUUUAGUAAAAAAAUGUAUCACUUAGCCAGAAAAUAAGUAAAGAAAAACUUUUAUCGUUGUAGCUGUUAAAGUCAGGUAAAUCAAACUAGGGAAGGUCGGCCACAAGUGCGUUAACCUGAUCAGUUACAGGUAGAUCAUAAAAUGAAGUCCAUUGAAAGAAAUAAAAAAUUUUUUAAUGAAGAAUAAGUAAGUAAGUAAAAACAAUAUGCACAAAAUAGAGAAAACAGGUGAGAAUACAAGUCUAACGUACUAUAAAGGUCUCACAAAGUGCUUUGGAGAGAAAAGUAUAGCGAUCAAGAGAGACUUUGUUACUGUCUAGAUAUUGAUUCUCGCGCAUGUCAAAAGAUCUACAACACACGUGCUGAAAUUUGUCAGCAUAAUGCUAUUUUGGACUAACCAUCGUCAAAAUUUCUUAGGGAUAAAUUGACAUAACUUUUUCAUUCCUUAAAAGAAAGAAUACUUAAGAGUAGAAAGUAGAUUAAAGGCUCCAAAUAAGGUUUUCAGUCAAUAAGCUGGGCGGCGGUGUAGUCAUAGGGAUGUUUGUUGUGUUAUCAUUGCGAUCAAAUGUAAUCGUUCCGGAAGUUUAGUAAUUGUUGUUGAUAGUAAUAUUUCACUGUCAAUAUUACUCUGAUUUGAUGUUUUAUGUACCUGCAGAAUGGAUGUCGUAAGUUAAGGUCCAAGACCAUGCAGAAAAUUCAAAUUACUAUUUGCGGGUGUAUAUUUGCUUGCAGGUAUGAUAACCCACAGUGCGCUGCUAUGCUUUGUGUACCGUUUUUCAUUACCAGGUCAAGUGCCUCAGCUCUGUCUGAGAAAACAAAUAAUGAGUAAUUCUAAGAAACGACUGAAAUCGGCUAAUAUGUAAAAACACUUUUUGCCCCCCUCCCCCCAAAAGAUUGAAACGAAAAUACCCUGUACGUGUGUUUUCGUUGCAC
Molecule: messenger RNA, 5671 nt
Organism: Pocillopora meandrina
Lineage: Eukaryota; Metazoa; Cnidaria; Anthozoa; Scleractinia; Pocilloporidae
Source: the annotation of a GenBank genome assembly